Molecule: messenger RNA, 2236 nt
Organism: Tripterygium wilfordii
Lineage: Eukaryota; Viridiplantae; Streptophyta; Magnoliopsida; Celastrales; Celastraceae
Exons: 7
Coding region: 113-742 (209 amino acids)
Source: RefSeq, a predicted model, not a curated record
UUCUCUCUCUCUAUAUAUGUGUGUGUGUGCUCUCUGUUUUUCUUUUCUGAUUAAGAUCUCCGAUUCUCAUUUAACCCCGUCGAUCUUAAUUAGUUUCUUUUGCAGUUAAUUAAUGGCGUCCCCUGGUUCAUCGUCAGAUCUCUAUAGAGAAACUGAAGGGGAUGAUGUUCUAGUCGAUAUUCAGCAUAAUAGCGGACUCGAUUUAGCAGGAUUGCAAAAGGAUCUCACUUGGCAAAAUCAAGAUAAUACCGGAUUGGAUCUUACAGCAUCGCAAAAGGAUCUCCCUUGGCAAAAUCAAGGCAAUAUCCGAGCGAUUUUUGAAGAAUCACAAAAGCGUUUCAGCUCCCCUAAACAAGAUGUAGCACAUUUUACCCUAGCUGCUAGUACAAGGGAAAAGAAAAGAUUGUCCGACAAAGCUUACAGCGAGCGAGAGAAGCUUAAAAGAAAGAAGAUGGAGUCUGAUUUAGUAGUGGUUGGCAGCGAAAAUAAAUAUUUAAAGGGGGAGAACGGACGGUUGAGAUCAGAUAACGAUGUGACGUAUCAAAGUCUGCAAGCAAUAGCAGCUGGGAACCAGAAACUUAAGACUCAAGUACGUUGUUUGAAGAGAGAUGCAAAUCAACAAGUAGUUCUCGUGGACGCAUUUUCACGUAAACAACUGCUGAAAAGUCAUGAGGGUAGCCAGCUUUUAAUGCUUAGACAAGAGAGAGAUAGACUGCGUAGAAAUGUCGUCUGGAAUCCUUAGAUGGAAGAGGAGAAACAACUUUUGGAAAGAAUAGUCAAUUUGGAACAUCAGAACAGAGCCUUGAAAUUUCAAGUUGAAGCUCUGUGUGAGAAGAUCGAUAACGAUAAGAACCAUGAAUAGAGACAACUAUGAGGGACAUAUAUAUAUAUAUAUAUAUAUAUAUAUAUAUAUAUAUAUAUAUAUAUAUGAAAUGGUUCUGAUUCAAUCUCUUCCACUUAGGCUUCCGUUUUGUUUAGCCUCUUCUUCACGGGUUUUGUUUCUGCUCUCUUCUUUGAAACCUUUGCCCUCAACUUCUCUAAUGUAGCCUUCAUUUGGUUUAGGAGGAUUUGGAGAACAAAUGAGAAGUUGCAAAAAGGGAGGAUUAAAAAAGAAAUCUGAAUGUAAUUAGCUUAUUAAAAUACGAGAUCUAACGGUACGGACCUCGAGCCUCCUUUUGUUUGUCAUACAAUGGCGUCGUACCCUGUUUUGUGUCCUCACUGACAUGACUGAUUCUUCAAUAAUCUGUUAAGAAUCUCUAUCGCAGUUAAAUUGAUCAAUAUUUCAGAUUAAAAUUCGAGAGAAACAAGAGGAGGAAGGGAGAGAGAACUUCCUCUGAGAAGAAUUAAGUAUAUAUGUACAUAUCUAAUUCUUUGUCAAAACAUUAUGAUUUGGAAAUAAUAAUCUUAACAUCAGCUAUAGAAUUCACAAUUUAAAAGAAUCAUCAGAUCAGUCGUUGAUAGUGAACAUCGUAUGAAUCGCCAAGCAAUCAAUAAGAUGAGUGAUGAUGGGUAAGGUGUUGGACUCUUUUUGCGCUCUCUUUUUCUAAUUUUUCAGCAUCCAAAAGUGAUCAGGGAUGUUCGGUACAGAAAGUACCAGACUGUCGUCAUGUAUUAAGUUUGAACCGUUGGAUGAAUCCAACGCCAUCCAACGAUCCAAUUCUCUGCCAUAUUCUCUCUUACAUUAAACUAGUAUUUGUUGACUUGUUGGAGCUUGUGCAAGUAGCCUUGCUUUCUCUCUCUCUAUUCUCUAUACCUGAUUAAUUUUGGGUGCUGCUAUUUAGACCCCCGUUUUUGCUAUUUAGACCCCCAUUGAUUAGACAAUUCUGAGUAUUGGAGCCGUGUUGAUGUUUGAUUGUCUUAUCUACGUGUGUUAGUGACAAAUAUAAAGGUAAUAAUGAGGGAGACAGACAAGACUAGUGACGGUGAUUAAGAGAGAGAAAGAUCAAGAGAGAGGGAAUUAUUAAUUGUUUAAUAUAUAUAUAUAACUGGAAAUACCACAAUUAUCUAAAAACCUAAUUCAUAUACAUUAUUAUCGUAUAAAUUAUUAAAUCCAUACAUAGAUUUUAUCAAGCAAGCUUAGUGUUCUUGUUUUUUAGAGAAGUGACAAGGUUAGCAAAGUGCUGUCUUUUUAACCUCGUUUCCCAAAAAAUACAACGUAGAGCUAGGCUUUUGACAUUUUGCUAUAGACUGCAUCCUUAUUGCUCAACCUUUUGCCUUUGGAUUUGUCCUAAAUAUU